Geodia barretti is the source of this 1178-nucleotide messenger RNA. The record is from the annotation of a GenBank genome assembly. Lineage: Eukaryota; Metazoa; Porifera; Demospongiae; Tetractinellida; Geodiidae.
GCCACUGUUGGCUGAGUAGCGGCCAUUACCUCCACACAAUAGCUGCAGUAGUAAUGAAUUAACUCACCCCAUACUUUGUCUCUCUCCCUUUCUUUCUCUUUUCUACUACCACCAGAUGAUAAUGCUGGACAUCAAGCCGGCGGUGAGGAACCAGAUUAUGAGGGAACUGAAGGUCCUCCACGAGUGCAACUCCCCAUACAUCGUGGGGUUCUACGGCUCGUUUUGCGCCAACAACGAGAUCUCCAUCUGUAUGCAACACAUGAACGGCGGAAGUCUGGAUCUCAUUCUGGGGGCGGGGCGCAUUCCAGUUGACAUGAUUGCCUGCAUUACGAGAGCAGUUCUGAAAGGACUCCAGUAUCUUAGAGAGACCCACAAAAUCAUCCACAGAGAUGUGAAGCCGUCCAAUAUUCUAGUCAAUUCUCUCGGGGAAAUGAAACUGUGUGACUUUGGAGUGAGUGGGCAGCUCAUUGACUCCAUGGCCAACUCCUUUGUUGGAACUCGAUCCUACAUGGCAACGUUCUAUUUAGUGCCCCACUCCACCUCCCCUGCCAGCCGGAGAGACUCCAGGGAACAGUCUACUCCAUUCUCUCCGACAUUUGGAGUCUCGGAGUAUCCCUGGUGGAGAUGGCUCUCGGUCGUUACCCCAUACCCCAGCCCCCAGAGUCGGAGUUGGAGGAAGAGAUGGCGCAACCGCCGGCCUGCUGGGACUCUGCCUCCUCGUCCCAGGGGGAACCCCUUUGCCUCACAUGCUAAUGCCAUUCGCAUGCCCAUAUUUGAGCUGCUGCAAAUCAUCUGCUCCAAUGAUCCACCACAGCUGUCUCCAAAGUACUUUUCUGAUGAAUUCAGGCAGUUUGUUGAGCUCUGCUUACAAAAAGAGCCAAAGAGAAGAGGCGACCUAAAGACGCUGUUGAACCACCCAUUCUGUGCCAGUGCUGCGAGUCUGUCAGUGGCAGAGUUUCGAUCCUGGAUCAGCAGAACCAUUGAGGCCAAUCAGUUCUACAAGAAGGAUGCCAAGCCAGCGGAGGACACUGUCGCCUGACGCUCACUGCUAGCCACAGCAGCAGCUCUCCACUGGACAAGUUUAGAGACUGCACCCUCCCUUUCUCUCUCUCCCACAUUUGCUUGCUGACGUGCACGUGUUUUUCUAUCUCAAAAUUGCAGUGCAACUUGUACAGUUU